CUUGACGCAACGUCUGUGUACCCUACGCCAGGCUUGCAGUUCUUUCGUGAACCCUUCCAACCAAACGCGCUCCUUCAAAGCAUUCUCAACGGAUACCUCCUGAAAUAUGACUAAAGAAGAUCUUCACCCGGAGAAGAAAGAUGUUACACAGGAGUCGGAGCUGGAGACCCCCAGCAUGAAAAAAGAAAAACAGGAAGAUGCAAUCCCCAACUUUCCAAUGACUGUCAGUGUGAAAAUUGAAGAAGAAGAAGGUCCAAGCGACAGCUCAUUUGAACACCUGACAACAAAAGACAUCACAGUGCAAGAUCUUCACCCUGAGAAUCAUGAUCCUCCCCAUGUUAAACAGGAGUCUGCGAUGCCGUAUAUCAAACAGGAGGCGGAGCCAGAGACCCUUUACAUGAUUGAAAAACAACAGCAAGAUGAAAUCACAAAGUUUCCAACUACUGUUUCUGUGAAAAGUGAAGAAGAUGAAGUUCCAAGCGAGGAGAGCAGAGCUGCAAAACCUCUGAGCGACGGCUUAUUUCAACACCUGACAGCAAAAGGUGUGGGACGAUCGCAACCGGGCGGCCUCUUAGCACCGCUCUCGGACAGCGAGGACGUAACGUCACACUCCUCUGACGUAAACUCUGAUGAGGAGGAUGUUGACUUUAACCAAAAUGUUUCAAAAUUCUCAAACAAGUCGUCAUUGAAAAGAGAGACCAAUGAACAUGUGGGUAAGAAACGUUUCGCCUGCUCACUUUGCAAUAAAAGACUUUCUACGAAGCAAGAGGUAACAAGACACACGCGUACACACACUGGUGAAAAGCCUUUUGUCUGCACAUUUUGCAAUAAAAGAUUUCAUAUGAAGCACGAAUUAACAAGACACAUGCACACACACACUGGAGAGAGGCCAUUUGCCUGCUCAGUUUGUGGUAAAAGAUUCUCCCAGAAGGUACAAUUAAAUAGACACAUGAGAACACACACGAGAGAAACGCCUUUCGCCUGCAGACUCUGUGACAUUGGAUUUUUUACAAAGCAAGAGUUAACAAGACACAGGCUUACAUGUAUUGAAGAAAAACCUUUCUCCUGCUCACUCUGUGAUAAAAGAUACUCUGAGAAGAGAAAAUUAAACCAACACGUAAAAUCACACACUGGAGAGAAGCCUUGUGUCUGCACAUGUUGUGGUAAAAGAUUUCGGUGGAAACAAGAGUUAACAAAACACACGCGUACACACACUGGAGAAAAGCCGUUCGUUUGCCCAGUUUGUGGUAAAAGAUUUAACGAGAAGGGAAAUUUAAAAAUACACAUAAGGUCACACACGGGAGAGAAGCCUUUUGACUGCUCGCUUUGCGAUAAGCGAUAUUCUACGAAGCAAGAUUUAACAAGACACACGCGUACACACACUGGAGAAAAGCCUUUUGCCUGUUCAGAUUGUGGUAAAAGAUUCACCUGGAAGAGAUACCUAACAAAUCACACAAAAACCCACACGACAGAGAAACCUUUUACCUGAGCGGUGUGGUGAGCGAUCCACUCGCAAGGGACAUUUCGUAUCGCACAUAAGCCAAACUGGGGAAAUAUCUUUCACUUGCAAUAUGUGCCAAAUGCAGAUAGUCCCCGGGUUACGACAGAACAGACUUAUGCCAUUUCGACUUCACGACGACUGCGUCUCGUUACUUUUUUUUUUUUUUUUUUAAUGUUGACUUUUGUUUUGUGAUGCGAGUGCAUGUACAGACGUCCACCCCACACACGCACACACAGAGCAGAUGAGUGACAAAGGUGACAGCCUGCGCACACAUAUGUGGCUUGUGAAGCAACAAGAGGUGACGGCUGUGUAUAACCCCUUUUGUACUGUUUGUGUGUUUUCAAUUGUGAUCGAAUACUUGGGGCGAGUUUACAGUAUGCGAUUGUUUUUGAUGAUGUGCGGACGCUAACUGAAACAUGCUAAUUGUUUAUUAUUGCUGUAUCAGCAGCUACAUGUAAACGCAAAUUUGAAUUGCUGUUAUUAAAGAUGAGACUGAAAUCAUGAGCAGGUGAAUAAAGGCAGCAAACCACACGGAUGUCUAACAUUGUCAUUUCGGAGCUUAGCUCCAAUAUUACACUUUUUUUUAUUUUAUUUUAAGGGCUGUUUUCUUUUCGAGCAAUAAGUUUUGUAAAUAUUUGCAUUACAUUAAUUCUCCUUUCUCAAC
Messenger RNA from Corythoichthys intestinalis (scribbled pipefish), 2165 nucleotides. Its product is annotated as zinc finger protein OZF-like. Gene Ontology annotation, biological process: regulation of transcription by RNA polymerase II. The transcript is spliced from 4 exons. Gene Ontology annotation, molecular function: DNA-binding transcription factor activity; RNA polymerase II cis-regulatory region sequence-specific DNA binding. NCBI's taxonomy places the organism in Eukaryota, Metazoa, Chordata, Actinopteri, Syngnathiformes, Syngnathidae. The record is from RefSeq and is a predicted model, not a curated record. Bases 107 to 1489 code for a protein of 460 amino acids.